Symbiodinium necroappetens is the source of this 699-nucleotide messenger RNA. The record is from the annotation of a GenBank genome assembly. NCBI's taxonomy places the organism in Eukaryota, Dinophyceae, Suessiales, Symbiodiniaceae.
GCACUGUUUUACGUGGAUAUUGGGCUGGACAUCUCGCAGUUGCUGCUCUUCGAGCGCCGCGGUCUUUUUGGCUACCUGACGCUGAACUGCUUCGGCCUGCUGCUGCCCGUGCUGUUCACGUGCAUUGACGUCGUCCGGUUCUGCCGCCGCAAAUCAGUAGAGCACGACUUCCUUCAAGGACUACUGACAGCCAAGCUAGUGCUGCCGUUGCUGCUCGUAGCAGUCUUGAAGCACUCUCUGCUCUCAGGGGCGAAGGCGGCCGAGGUUGCCGAAUCCGCAAUCUCGGCGCUGGUGCAGACGAACUUGCUGAUGUCUGCCCUGGGUGGCGUUUCACAAAUUGAAUCGCUCGAUUUGUCGGAUGGAGAGCUACAAAGCUUACAGCUUUCAGUUGCCGUUUCCUGUUUUUCCCUUGGCCUGGGCUUUGCCAGCCGCGACAAAGCGGACUCGGCAGUGCUCGGCCUUCCUGGCAAGCUGGGAUGGGGUCUCCCAAUGGCGGCCUUGGUCCUCACAAGAUCGAUGGAAGUGUUUAGCAGGGUCUUUGCUUACAACAUCAUACAGAUUUCUGUGAGGGGCUGGCCGCUGUUGCGUUUCGGCGGCAUUGUAGCAGUUGGCCUCGUGCUGCUGUCAUCCCAACUCGUCUUCCCAGAGGAGGCCUCUCUGGCAGAUGUUGCGGCGUCCGUCGCAGCCUAUCCAGGCCAG